Molecule: messenger RNA, 165 nt
Organism: Brugia malayi
Lineage: Eukaryota; Metazoa; Nematoda; Chromadorea; Rhabditida; Onchocercidae
Exons: 2
Coding region: 1-165 (54 amino acids)
Source: RefSeq, a predicted model, not a curated record
AUGGAUUGGGUGCUGGCUGUUUUCAUUUAUCGAACUUUAUCGAUUGCUUCCAUGAGCGACAUUUACCCAAGACUAGAUAAAAGCAAAAUUGGCAUUAUUUCAACCAAUAAAAGAAUUUCACUUCAAGCUAAUGGAUGGCACUAUCAAAGGCAGAUGCUGGAUUAG